Messenger RNA from Pieris macdunnoughi, 873 nucleotides. The record is from the annotation of a GenBank genome assembly. Lineage: Eukaryota; Metazoa; Arthropoda; Insecta; Lepidoptera; Pieridae.
AUGGCGGAUAAUAAAGAAGUGGCCAAAAAGGACGAUGAUCGCGAUCCAGAACUCGAUGAUUUGUUGGACAGUGCCUUACAAGACAUGACAAAGAAAGAGCCUUCUGCAGAGCAGGUAUCUACUGGGGAAAGUCAAAAUAUGUGGAGUGAGGAGUUUAUAAAGGAAGCUGCAGCACAAUUUGAAAGCAACAUGGCCACUAUACUUGGCAGUUUUAGUGGUGUGCCUGAGGAUCAAAUCUCACAGGACCAAAUAGCACAAACAUUCUCCAAAAUGGCUGAGGCAGCCGCCCAAGUGCUUAAGCCACAAGGGGAAAGCAACAAUGCACCUGUGCAAGGUGAUCCUGCUGUACAGGGCAAGAUAGAUGAUGUCUCAGCUGCAAUAUCUCAAACUCUGCAGAACCUUAACACCAAUACAGAGAACUUACAAACACCCUUCUCAGAUGCUGACCUUGCAAAUAUGUUUGCGGAAUUCAACUUAUCUGAAGGAAAUCAGGAGGGCAACGCCUUUAUACCUUUCAUGCAAGGAAUGAUGCAGUCAUUAUUGUCAAAGGAGGUGCUCUACCCUUCGCUAAAGGAACUAGUUGACAAAUAUCCCGAGUGGCUUCGGAAUAACAAAGACACCUUGGAUCCAGUAGAAUAUGAAAGGUUCACCCAACAAGAAAAAUUGAUGCGUCAGGUGUGUGAUGAACUGGAACCUGAGCAGGAGUCCGACCCUGAGGAUGUCAAGAAGAGACGUUUUCAAGUUGUCUUGGAGUUGAUGCAAAAGACGCAAGACCUUGGACAGCCCCCCACAGAAUUGGUGGGAGAUAUGGCGGAACCUCCUCCGGGAUUCACCCCCGCUCCCGAUACGAAUUCGCAGUGUUCACUAAUGUAA